Molecule: messenger RNA, 783 nt
Organism: Brassica oleracea var. oleracea
Lineage: Eukaryota; Viridiplantae; Streptophyta; Magnoliopsida; Brassicales; Brassicaceae
Product: glutathione S-transferase T3-like
Exons: 1
Coding region: 1-783 (260 amino acids)
Source: RefSeq, a predicted model, not a curated record
AUGGCAAACUCCACAAGUUUUGUUGACCUUUUAGCUAGUCAAGGGGUAGUUGACCUUGACUCACCCGAACCUCCCUUUAGCAGCCAAUUUUCCGAUAAGUCUAGGGUAAAAGAGAGGAGAAAAUGGUCACCAAAGGGGGAUAUAAUCCUCAUUGGUGCUUGGCUCAACACCAGCAAAGACCCAAUAGUCGGUAAUGAACAGAAAGCUGGUCACUUCUGGAAGAGGAUUGUAGAGUAUUACAACUCCAGUCCUUUACUGGUUGGGACAAUCCCAAGAGAACUUGGGCAAUGCAAGCAAAGAUGGGCUAGGAUCAAUGACUUGGUGUGUAAGUUUUCAGGCUGCUACGAGAUGGCACUGAGGGAGCAGAGAAGCGGGCAAAAUGACGACGAUGUGAUGAAGGCUGCCUUGGAUAUCUUCUACAAUGACAAGGGCAUUAAGUUUAACUUGGAACAUGUGUGGAGGGAGCUUAGGAAUGAUGUGAAAUGGUCCUCCACCUAUCUCGAGAAGGACAGUGGUAAGGACAAGCGCAAAUCUGUUGAUUCUGAUGCUCAAGGGUCAGUGACAGAGCCACAAGAGAGACCCAUGGGAGUUAAGGCAGCUAAGGCUGCUGGCAAGAGGAAGAAACUUGGAAAAGAAGAAGAACUAGGACAACUUAAAGAAAUGAUGGAGACCAAAAAGCAAAUCUCAAAUCAGAGUUUGCUUGCAAGUUUGGUUGCAAAGACCGAGCCACUCUCUGAUAUGGAAGAAGCUCUGAAAAUGAAAUUACUGUCUGAGAUGUUGUGA